UCCACCCCCGUUCCUCGAACCAAACACCCACCACCUCUUCCCGGGCCCAGAGUUCCACAGCCAGCCACAGCCACAGCCACUAUCCUCGUCCAUCCAACCAGAGAGGAGCCUGAGUGUUUUUUUGGACAUAACACAUGGCUCGGGAUUUCGAGUUGUCGGUCGAUGAUCUUUCGGAUGAGUCGAGCUUUUAUGGCGAUGACGACGACGACGAGGUCAAGGACCUAGAACACCUCGUUACAAGCUACGACACCGGCUAUUACUGGACCAGGAUCCAUCCGUACUCUCUGAACACCAUCCGUCAGAAAGC
Aspergillus uvarum CBS 121591 is the source of this 307-nucleotide messenger RNA. RefSeq lists its product as uncharacterized. The annotation marks the transcript as partial. The record is from RefSeq and is a predicted model, not a curated record. The transcript has 2 exons. NCBI's taxonomy places the organism in Eukaryota, Fungi, Ascomycota, Eurotiomycetes, Eurotiales, Aspergillaceae.